AUCAUAGAAGCUGCAAUGGAAAAUAAAAUGUUCUGGGUUUUGACCAUUUCGUUAAUUGUAGGGCUCAGCAAUGCCUUGCUGCCUUCAGGACAAUGCAACGUUCCGGCAAGAUCCAGAGAAAAUUGUGGCUACCCAGGCAUUGAUGAAAUUGAAUGCAGCGCAAGACAAUGUUGCUUUGAUUCAAAUAUGAUGGAUGUUCCUUGGUGCUUCAAACCCAUUUCAGUAGAUGAGUGUGUGUUAUAAGGAAGGACUUCAGUAACGGUAGAAAGCACUUCUCUGCAUGAAGAAGCGGUACACAAGGCAUUCAUCAUGAUCCAAUGUUUCUUGACAAUCGCAACAGCAGAGAUCCUGCAGAAUACUGGGGCUAGCUGAAUAACUUAAACUCUGAUAUAGAUCACCACUUCUGAUUCUCUACUAUUCAGCACUUUGCA
Rhineura floridana is the source of this 431-nucleotide messenger RNA. Its product is annotated as trefoil factor 3-like. NCBI's taxonomy places the organism in Eukaryota, Metazoa, Chordata, Lepidosauria, Squamata, Rhineuridae. Gene Ontology annotation, biological process: maintenance of gastrointestinal epithelium. The record is from RefSeq and is a predicted model, not a curated record. The transcript is spliced from 3 exons. The coding region runs from base 16 to 243 and encodes 75 amino acids.